AUGGCUCACUGGGGUAUUCAUCCACAGACACUUGACGGGCUCCAACUUCCUCCUUUUGAUGCUAACAAAUAUGGGAACCCUAUGGCUCGCAAAACAAAUUCAUCGAAACGGCAAUCGCCUUCACCAGGAAAUUUUGGCAAGUUUUCACAGCCAAGGAGCAGUACCCGCAAGGAUCAUCUAGCACAAAGCUGGGGUUUCGAGCAAACUCCCGACCAAGCCAGCCGCAAAUUAGCAAGCAAUUCGAAUGCUGGCGAUGUGACAGCUAAGGCCACUGAUGCCCAAAACAACAAGCCGGAUUCCUCAACUGUUCAAAGCACUCCGAAGUCGAACUCGAAGAUGCAGAUUCCUGGAUUUGACGCAGAAGCAUAUGGCCAUCUUGGUAGCCGCGGAACACGUACACCAAAUGCAACCUCAGUUAUCUCUCAUAAUUCUCUACGAGAUCAAACUUCCUCUUCUCAGCUUCGGAAAAGCAAGGUGUCACAAGCCGACGAGGGCGGUUCUGAAGUCGCGUCCACAGUUCCUUGGGGCUUGGGUCUGGCACAAUCUGAUAUGGAAGGACAAUUAGAGCUGCAGACCCUUGCUAAAGUUCCGAUCACUCCCAACGUCUUCCACUCUCAGCUACAGUCCACAAACAACACUAGAAUCCCAGAUGCUGGGAGCAAGCCUCAGCGUGCUCAGGACCCGCAGAAACCAGUCGUCUACGAGACAUUGAAAAAGCCUGGGGAGUCCCCGAUGGAAACUAUGCGUCGUCUUCAGGUAGCGAAGCAACGAGAAAUCAUGAACAACAUUCACAAAUCUUCCGACAAACGUGGGCAGCACACUGCAAACUUAGCUGAGUUGAGAAACCUUCGACGACCCAUCUCACCUGAGGCUUCCGAUUCACCAUCUACAAGAUCUCAGCCUGCCUCAAAUGCACUUCAAGUCCCCCCAACAAUUUCAACGCCCAGCUUCAAACAACUCAGCAUUGAUUCUCCAACCCCAAUCGCUGGGAAGGCCCCAGGGGCCGUUCCGUCAGUCCUCUCAAACAUGAAUCCUAAUGUGAGCAGACGCCCAUCUCCUCUCAACCAGUAUCAAGACUCAUCCAGCGACAUCAACAUGAAAUCUACGAUCAAUGUGCAGAGUCAUCAACCACGACAGUCUCGCUUUCAGCCUGAUCAGGUUGCUCCUCGGAAUAACUGGGCUACAUCGGCGGAGCUCAAAGCUCCUGGCUGGAUUGUCGACAGCAAUGCGGCCGGAUCAACGGCGAGCGAAGGCUCCAUGUGCCACAUGGGAAUUGAUUCCGACCUGGGACGACUAAUUCGGCCAAAGAACCCAGAUGCCCACGAAGCCUCUCUCAUAGGAUGGGACGGCAAAUUCGUUCCGCCACCGGUUGACUGGGAGCAGCGUCCUCGCUUUGGUAAUGACCAGGAGCAUUUCAAAGCUGACUUCCGCAACUGGCUUGGGCAAACUGUACAGCACACCCUGGGUGUCGAAGCUGUACCUAAGCUGAGCUUCGAACGUGCGCCAUCGGAAGUUGUCUCGGACAUCAACUUGCAUCCAGAUGGACUAGGAUUUGUGCAGAGACAUGCCACGAUCAAUGCGGGCAACGCAGAGCACUACGGCUACGAUUUCUCAGCCGACAAUUUCCCAAAGACUGGAGGUGAGCCCGCUGAUUUCGACGCGGACUGGCGAGUCGAUAGUUCGCUCAUAGAAAACGUGAAGUACAGAGACGAGACCACGAACGACCUAAUUGCGAAGAAGAUGCAGCUUGUCGAGCGUGAUACAAGACGCUACGAAGCACAGGUCGAGGAGCGCAAGGCAUCUCAAGAGGGAGCAGCAGCCAUCAUCGCUUCAGAGAAACCAGCUGACAUCCCCCGUCCAAAGGUCAACCUAUAUCUUCGUCCUGCCUUGGACGUCGAUAUCCCCGGCAUGACCGAAAUCCUCAACUGGUACAUCAGAAAUGGCGUCCGCACCUCAGAACUGUUGCCUAUUUCCGACCAAGACAUGCGUUCGCGACUGAACAUGGUGAAGCAAUCCAAGCUCCCGUUCAUUGUGGCGAUCGAGCGCACCCGCAAGAAAGCGCGCCAAAAGACAGCUCGACAAUCAGACAACCCAGAUGCAGGCUACCAUGGCAUCGUCAAAGACGAGCAUGUCAUCGGUUGGGUUUCCGCAACCGACUGGUCGGCCGUUGACUACGUGGAGUGUAUCUCCGCCGACUUGGAGCUCUACGUCGCACACGACUACCGUCAGAAGGGCAUCGGGCGCUGCCUCAUGGAGGCAUUGCUCGACGCCACUGACCGCGGCUACAUGAAGAAGGGCAAGUGUGAGUUCACCGUCGCGCCGGAAAUGCGGCACAUGUUCUCUAGCGGAGGCAUGCGGGACUUGCACAAGAUCAUCUUUCAAGUUCGCUCUUACAAUUCUCCUCUUCCCCGCGAGAUGCAAAUCAAGCAUGCCGCAUAUGUUGGCAGGUACGACAACAUGGUCAACGGCGGUGGCGGUUGGGACGGCCGCGGCAACACCACCAAACCCAAACUCAUGCGAGCCGACGGCAAGAACCACGAGACACCGGACGAUCUCGAAGACGACUACGCCGUCUGGUUGAAGAAGUGGCUGGAGAGCUUCGGCUUCGAGGAGGAAGGCCGUCUCAGGAAGAUCGGCACCAAGAACCGCCGAUUCCUCGACUUGGUGUACCUUACGCGCGAGACCCACUGGCAGCCAGACGAGAAGAAGCUGCCUGACUAUUCCCAGCAUCCAAUCUGA
This is a messenger RNA of Exophiala aquamarina CBS 119918, 2739 nucleotides long. RefSeq lists its product as uncharacterized. Bases 1 to 2739 code for a protein of 912 amino acids. NCBI's taxonomy places the organism in Eukaryota, Fungi, Ascomycota, Eurotiomycetes, Chaetothyriales, Herpotrichiellaceae. Gene Ontology annotation, molecular function: acyltransferase activity, transferring groups other than amino-acyl groups. The transcript has a single exon. The record is from RefSeq and is a predicted model, not a curated record.